CCCCGCCCCGGCAACUUCCCUAGCGAAUAACAAAUACCCAUAAAGUCCCAGUCGCGCAGCCCCUCCCCGCGGGCAGCGCACUAUGCUGCUCGGGUGGGCGUCCCUGCUGCUCUGCGCGUUCCGCCUGUCCCUGGCCGCAGCCGGCCCCGCCGCCGCACCUGCCCAGGAUAAAGCCCGGCAGCCUCAGUCUGCUGCAGCGGCCGCCCAGCCCAGCCGGCUACAGGGGGAGGAGGCGCAGGAGCUGGCCGAGCCUCCAGGUCAUCCGCACCCCCUGGCGCAACGGCGCAGGAGCAGUGGGCUAGUGCAGAACAUCGAUCAGCUCUACUCAGGCGGCGGCAAGGUGGGCUACCUCGUCUACGCGGGCGGCCGGAGGUUCCUCCUGGACCUGGAGCGGGAUGGUUCGGUGGGCGCCGCUGGCUUUGUGCCUUCAGGAGGCGGGCCCAGCGCGUCCUGGCGCCACCGAAGCCACUGCUUCUAUAGGGGCACGGUGGACGGUAGCCCCCGCUCCCUGGCUGUCUUUGACCUCUGUGGGGGUCUCGACGGCUUCUUCGCGGUCAAGCACGCGCGCUACACCCUAAAGCCGCUGUUGCGCGGGCCCUGGGCCAACGCGGAAAACGGGCGCGUGUACGGGGAUGGAUCCGCGCGAAUCCUCCACCUCUACACCCGCGAGGGCUUCAGGUUCGAGGCCCUGCCGCCGCGCGCCAGCUGCGAGACCCCGGCGUCCCCACUAGGACCCCGAGAACGUCCCCUGGUGCACGGCAGCCCACGUCGACGGACAGAGCUGGCCCCGCGGCUCCUGGACCAGUCCACUACCUCGCCCGCCCGGGACCCAGGACCGCAGACGUGGUGGCGGCGUCGGCGCCGCUCCAUCUCCCGGGCCCGCCAGGUGGAGCUGCUCCUGGUGGCUGACGCGUCCAUGGCGCGGAUGUAUGGUCGGGGCCUGCAGCAUUACCUGAUGACUCUGGCUUCCAUCGCCAAUCGGCUGUACAGCCACGCCAGUAUCGAGAACCACAUCCGCCUGGCCGUGGUGAAGGUGGUGGUGCUAGGCGACAAGGACAAGAGCCUGGAAGUGAGCAAGAAUGCAGCCACUACACUCAAGAACUUCUGCAAGUGGCAGCACCAGCAUAACCAGCUGGGAGAUGACCACGAGGAACACUACGAUGCAGCCAUCCUGUUUACACGGGAGGAUUUGUGUGGGCAUCAUUCAUGUGACACCCUGGGAAUGGCAGACGUUGGGACCAUAUGUUCUCCAGAGCGCAGCUGUGCUGUGAUUGAAGACGAUGGCCUCCAUGCAGCUUUCACCGUGGCUCACGAAAUUGGACACCUACUUGGCCUUUCCCAUGAUGAUUCCAAAUUCUGUGAAGAAAACUUUGGUUCCACAGAAGAUAAGCGCUUAAUGUCUUCCAUCCUAACCAGCAUCGAUGCCUCCAAACCCUGGUCCAAAUGUACUUCCGCCACCAUCACCGAAUUCCUGGAUGACGGCCAUGGUAACUGUUUGCUAGACCUACCACGCAAGCAGAUCCAGAGUCCCGAGGAGCUCCCAGGACAGACCUACGACGCCACGCAGCAAUGCAACCUGACCUUCGGGCCCGAGUACUCCGUGUGUCCGGGCAUGGACGUCUGCGCUCGCCUGUGGUGCGCGGUGGUGCGCCAGGGCCAGAUGGUCUGUCUGACCAAGAAGCUGCCCGCCGUGGAGGGAACACCUUGUGGAAAGGGGAGGAUUUGCCUGCAGGGCAAGUGUGUGGACAAAACCAAGAAAAAGUAUUAUUCAACAUCAAGCCAUGGCAACUGGGGGUCUUGGGGGUCCUGGGGUCAGUGUUCUCGCUCCUGUGGGGGAGGAGUACAGUUCGCCUAUCGCCACUGCAAUAACCCUGCACCAAGAAACAACGGCCGCUACUGCACAGGGAAGAGGGCCAUCUACCGCUCCUGCAGUGUCACGCCCUGCCCACCCAAUGGUAAAUCAUUUCGUCAGGAACAGUGUGAGGCCAAAAAUGGCUAUCAGUCUGACGCAAAAGGAGUCAAAACCUUUGUGGAAUGGGUUCCCAAAUACGCAGGCGUCCUGCCCGGGGACGUGUGCAAACUGACCUGCAGAGCCAAGGGCACUGGCUACUAUGUGGUAUUUUCUCCAAAGGUGACUGACGGAACUGAAUGUAGACCCUACAGUAAUUCCGUUUGCGUCCGGGGGAAGUGUGUGAGGACCGGCUGCGACAGCAUCAUUGGCUCCAAGUUGCAGUACGACAAGUGUGGAGUAUGUGGGGGAGACAACUCCAGCUGCACAAAGGUGGUUGGAACCUUCAAUAGGAAAAGUAAGGGUUACACUGACGUUGUGAGGAUCCCUGAAGGGGCCACCCAUAUAAAAGUCCGACAGUUCAAAGCCAAAGACCAGACAAGAUUCACUGCAUACUUAGCCUUGAAGAAGAAAAAUGGUGAGUACCUCAUCAACGGGAAGUACAUGAUAUCCACCUCAGAGACCAUCAUUGACAUCAACGGGACGGUCAUGAACUACAGCGGCUGGAGCCACAGGGACGACUUCUUGCACGGUAUGGGCUACUCUGCCACGAAGGAAAUUCUAAUAGUGCAGAUUCUUGCAACGGACCCCACUAAAGCAUUAGAUGUUCGUUACAGUUUUUUUGUUCCCAACAAGUCCACUCCAAAAGCAAACUCUGUCACUAGCCAGGGCAGCAAUAAAGUGGUACCCCAUCCUUCACAGCCACAGUGGGUGACGGGCCCGUGGCUGGCUUGCUCUAGGACCUGUGACACAGGCUGGCACACGAGGACGGUGCAGUGCCAGGACGGAAACCGGAAGUUAGCAAAGGGAUGUCCCCUCUCCCAAAGGCCUUCUGCAUUUAAGCAGUGUUUGCUAAAGAAAUGUUAGCCUGUGGUUAUGAUCUUACGCACAAAGAUAACUGGAGGACUCAGCACUGACGCUGCCGUGGUGAAUGAGAGGUCUACCUGUGUGCAGAAAGUCAUGUUUCAGUGUCAUUGUCUAUGGGAGUCAAAUUAUGGGCAGAAUCUGCUCUCUGUGACCAAAAGAAGAUGUGCACUGCUUCAUGUGACAACGGUGACAUUGGAAUAUAGAAUAAAUCGGGAAUGAUUCAACAUCCCCUGAGCCUACAAAAAUGAAAGAAAAAAAAAGAAGAAGAAAAAGUAAAACACUGAUGAAUGUAGAAUCAGGGGACAUUUGAAGAUGGCAGAAGAGUCUGCCCUUUGUCACCUACCUCUUAGAGAAUGUCUGUAAAGGCAUUGUAAUCAUUUUCACCCAUGAUACACAGUAGCUUAUUUUUACUGUUUGUAAAUACAUCCUUCCUUGGUAUGUCACUUUAUAUCCCUUGAUUCUGUUAAAAGUAUAUACAUACAUAUAUAUAUAUUUAUAUAUUCGUAUAUAUAUUUAUAUAUAUAUAUAUUUCUAUAAAAUGUGUUCGACCAAAGUAGGUCUGCAGCUAUUUCAACUCCCUUCAGUUUCCAGAAAGAGCUGUGGAUGUUUUACUGGAAAUUAAGAACUUGCUGCUGUUUUAAUAAGAUUUAGUGUAUUUUCUGACUACAGGAGAUAAAAUUUGAGUCAAAAACCAUUCUGACAGCAAGCAUCUUCUGAGAAAUUCUGAAAAGAAAGAGGAGCUUAGUGUAUAUAGUCAUUUAAAUAUACACACAUGUCCAUCUCCUCACAUCUUUAACUGCCUGUAUUUUUAUCAGGUAGCCAGCCAAAUUCAUGCAUAAUUUAGGAUGUAAAGUAGGGUUUGCGUGUGUGUUAUGUGACCGGUAUUCAAGAGUCCAAAAUCUAGUUUCCUCGUGUUAGAAUUUAAAAGAAAAAGAUACAUAUUUCACUGUGUUUUUGAUUUAUAUUUUCACAGAUACUUUCUCUUCCUAUGGCUCUCAUCUGGAAUCUUACAAUGUGUAAUGUGCAUUCAAAACACACAGCUAAGAUUGUUCUGUCAUAUCCAACACCGUCAACACUGGUAUACCUCUUACCAGCAGGCCUUUAAAAAGCACUUGCAAUUGUGUUUGCUUGUUCGUUUUGUUCAAGGGUUCCAGGAGACCUACAAUGUUGUGUACUGCUUCUCCACGUAGUGUAGGCACAUCGAAGAUCACGUGGUAAUUAGCCACCUCUAAAAGUGGUUAUCAUCAUUAAUGUGCUUAACGCAGGGGAAAAAAAAGUGAUUGUUAUUAAUAAGACUGUUUCCACACCAUAGGCUAUACUCCUUCAAAAUUCUUUUAUGUCUAACUAUAUUUCUACUGUACUAAAGAUUUUUCCCAACUGGAAAGCAUUUGGUUGUGCCAGUUAAGUGUUUGAGUGAUGCAAUGUGAUGGUUUUCAGGAAGUUGUUGCUUUUAUUUCAUAGCCUGUUUAGGUAGGUUGUAAGUUUAAAUAGUUAGACAUCAUUUUUUUUUUUAUAAUCAUACAUCUACAAAACUGUCUUUUAGAUGGUGAACUGUAUACCCUGGCACUGCAAAACUCAGAAAAUCUAAGAUAUUUCAUGGGGAUUAUUUUUUAUGUAUGAAAUACUGCAAAGCCAAUUGUUUUUUUAUAAAAUUUUAUAAUAAUCAUACCCAAUGUGCCUGUUGUUAAAGAUUUGCAUAUAAGGAUAUUAGGGAUCCAUUGUUUGAGUUCCAUUAAGCUCAUGGAGUUUAUUUUUAUUAGAAGAUAUUUUUAAUAUAAAUGAAUUAUGUAAUUGAUCUCACUAUAUCACUUUCUUUUCAGUGGACCAGGAAAACAAGUGUCUCACUGUUUUAAGUAUUUUCUUAAGAAAUUAUUUUUUAAAAAAAUAAUUGUUAUAGAACACCAAUGAUUAUUCUUAUUCUUUGAAUUUAAACAGAAAUUCUGAUUUAUAUGUGGUAAUUUUUUUCUUAACAACUAGUCAGUUCAAGAAAUAAGACCUAUACAAGGCUGAUAACCUAUAUUUGAUGGAUAUCACCAUCUACCAAAGACAUGAACCAAAGCUAGUCAAAUAAGUCAGAAAAAACUGAUAAAAGCACUUUGACCAUUUGAUUGUGCAAAGAGAAUGGAGAGUGCAAUGUUACUUUUUCCAAUAUUGAAAGAAAUUUUAAUCAAGUAACUCAAAUGUAACAAAAUUUAUUUUUAUAUUUAGUGGUUAUAUUACCAAUAACAUUAAGAAAUAAUUGAGAGCAGGCAUAGUUGUCUGCUACUCUGCUUCUUUGUACUGGAUUCAUAGAUUUUUAAAAUGAUUUAUCAAUGAUUCAUUUUCCCCCAAAUAAUGAUAUCUUACACUUCUCACUGAAACAUUGCAAGUGAACGUAGAGCCAAUAAACCACUAUGCCAUGCUUUCCUUUUUUUUUUUUUUGACCUUUUUUAACCUUUUUCUUAUGAGUAUUACUAGAUUGACUGAGGAAUGUAUAUCUAAACUCCUAGAAAAGUGAUACAGACUGGAAACUAUGAUUCAGAAAACGGGAGUGUUCAAUGGAUGCAAAGAAUGAUGAACAAAGGGAAGAUACCAUAUGUCUAUAACUCCAUCCAAUUCAGUUCAGUUUCCAUUUGUUCUGUCUUCCACCUCACUGUAACUGCCAUCUUGAAUUUUUUUAAAAAUCUAAAAUUCAGGAUGCUAGGAGCUACUUCUUAAAAAAAAAAAAUAUCUGAAAAUGCUCAGGUUUGUAGAAAUCUAAUCUCACUUACCUAAUAAGUAAGUAUCUUUCGUUACAUACGAAGGGAACCUAGAAGAAAAUCACAUCUAUUUCUUCCAGACCAGAAAAAGGCAAAUUAAGCCCCACCUCCCUGGUCAUGGUAUUGGGCCAUUGUUAUAAUUUACUCAAUAAAUUCAACUUCCUUUGCCUUCCUGUGGAAACAGUUUUAUCUCAUUAAACUAAGAAUUAAGAGAUGAAUCACAAACAAACAAAAAGUACUUUGCAGCACUGAAAAAAAAAAGUAAUUUAUUGUUUUUGCAACUGGUAUGUGAAUUUGUGUGAUAAAAUUAUUUAUUCUUAUUUAACAAAAAUAUGUGCAAAUUCUUCUAUAUUUAAAAUGUUUUGCUGUUGUCUUUCUUUUUAAUUUAUGCUUUAUGUUUGUGUAUAAAGUACACUUUGUGAGUUUACAUAAUGUUCAGCACUGGUCGAAUUUGUAUAUUUUUACAGAAAGCUUUUCGUGUAAAGCAGGCGUAUGUGUAUAUAUUCCUCAUGUAUCCCUAUUCUGAUACUAACAUUUUCCUACCUAAGGAAAUUUUAAAUUCAAUCUUUCAUGACUAGUUCACAUUCAUUACUUGUUGCUAAGUCAAUAGGUCUUUUACAUCCUAUUAACACUAGUUUUCCCAAGUCAGUGAUAAGAAAAAUCCUUAUACAAUCAAACAAGGUGCAAGUUCUAAAUCUGGGUGCACAGCCUAGAAGCUUACCACAGAUGCUGAGACAUAGUCAAGAGGCAGGUCCAUUCACUGAUAAACCUGGACAAGUUGCUGCUCAUGUAUUAGAUGAAAGUUGUGUACAUACCACCUCUGAGGAGUAUAAAUGAUAAUGAAACCAAAUAUUGCCUUUUACUGCUUUAGAAACAUCUGCUGAAAUGAAUAUCAUUUGGUCUCUGGUGUCUGUAGGAUUCCAUAGACAAGGGCAAACACAUUGGAUUUGUGUGAUUCAGAUGCUAGGAGUCAUAAUUGUUUCUACAGACAUGGGGUGUCCAUGAAUAGAAUAGGACUGUCCCCUACUGCUAUUGAAUCCCCUGAAAUGAUGAUAAGAUUUGGGACAGGCAGGGUUAUCUCUAAUGACAUCAACUUACCACUGACUGUGAUUUCACAGUCUGAUCCCAGCAAUAAGCAAAGCAACCUUCGUCUCAUAGCACGGGUCACACCAGUCUCUGGUUCUGAUAUUUCCCUCUUGACUCCUUCCUUGUUAACAUGGUCACUGUAAUGGUUUAGGUGAGGACAGCAGCUAGAUUUGAAGUCCAGGGCUUGUGCUAUAACUUAACGUUCACUGUAAAAUAAGAUUGAAUUUAAUAAUGACUGCAUUUUGUGGUGGUUUAUGACUCAGUGUGAAAUCUCAUUGGCAUGAUUGGUGCAUAUUACUAAUUUUUUCAUAAUUAAACUUAAGGGCACACAAAGACUUUAUAUUCUUAAACAUUUCAAACAAAAAAAUAAAUGAAAUAACCAUGAGUACACAAUGGUCAUCUCAGGCUACAAUAGAAUGAAAUUUGAGGUGCUUUAUUAUUUAGAUACACAAAAAAGAAUUUGUGCAUUUUUUAUUAUUUUUCUCAUUUGUCAACAACCUAUAGUUUUAGAUUAUCAGACAGAUUAACUUGACUGGCUAGUACUCUGGAAAAAAAUUAUUAUAAUAGCAUUCUGUUAGCAUGAAUUACCCAAACAAUACGUCGUUAUGAAACAUGUCAGUCUAUAAUUGUGCAUAACUGUGUUCUACUGAAGUAAUGUGUAGGAGCAUAUUGACAUAAAAAUCAUGCAUUUAUCAGCCAAAAAAAAUAGGAAUAAAUAUGGUGAUCAGAUCAGCAAAGAAUUCCAUCUGGCAAAUGCCUGAUGUUAUAAUUCUCAAUGCAGGUUUUGUGGGAAAAAUAAAGGAAUGUGUUGUUAAACGUUGGAUUUGACGGAAAAUAAGACAUUAACAUACACAUUAGUUCUCCCAGUUAAUUGUACCCUACUAAUACACUAGCACUUUAGCAAUAAUUUUUCUUGGUCGUUAUUUGCUUAUCUUCUCCACCACCUAACUAGUCCAUUUGGCUCGUUAGGUCAACUAAAAUUAAAUAACGGUUGAUGAUCCUGUAAAGCACUACCACAUCAGAGUGAUCCAGAGUCUAACACUGUGAGGAAAACUGUGAUUUGUAAAUACAACAGGGCACACUUUUUUACUUUUUUCAUUUUCCUUUGGCACAUUCAGUGAAUAACUGUUAAUUGUUAUCAAGGUGCUAACAGCUUUAGUGACUCACUGUCCAAUGUAGUAUCUCUGAAUUACGACUUUUCUUCUACACGAUUUUACCAUUUACAGAAAAAGACCUGUAAGGGAAGACACAACUUGGUACUGAAAAGUUUAGGAAAUAAGUACAUUCUAUGGUCAUUGUGACCAAGGGUGCUCAGUAGCAUAUACUAUAUGUGCAUCUGAGGAUACUGAAGGUGUCAUCAAAACUUGAAGAGCGCCAGGCUGGCGUAGCAGACUUUUGGAUGGGUCAUGUGUCUGCAUUUACUGCAUCCUCGGCCUUCCAUUCAAACUUUUGUAUAUACUCCUCCUGAUUAUUUUAAGCUUCGCAGUAUUUUAUGUCCAUAGUAAACACUUGAUGGCUGUAUCUCGGCCUUUUCUUUAACAACUCACAACAUAUUAGAAAUAUUUCUGCCUAUAUCAAGAGUUUAUUUAGAAUAGAAGAUCCUACUGUGUGUGACUUUGUGAGGCUAGAGAUUUCAUUCAGAAAUAUAUAGUCCCUAGAUGUUAUUUUUGCACUAUAUACUCAGGCAUGACAUAAACAUGGUUGGUUCUUCUUGCUACAAUGAAGAGUUGACAAACACUGCUUAUGUUUUUGUAUGACCUGUUAAUCAGAGGAAAUCAUACACAUGCUUUGUAAAUAAACUUUGAAGAUAACCAGAUAGAGGAAAUGUGUUCCAUUUGAGAUAUAUAUAAUGGCACAAAUAUUUGAUUUCUCUAUUACAGUAUGUGAGUCAAGUCAAGUAAUGAACUUGAGUAGGUGUAACUGAGAUUUUUAAAUCCUGCCUUUUUAACAUGCUGUCAUGGUAAAGGAGAACAUUGAAGACUUACACACUGUAGAGGAGAUGUGCCUGAAAGCUGGUCAUUACACUCAACCCAAUUCUCCAGAAUAUGGUAUAUAAUUCAGUUGUGAAACUAAAAAUCUUGGAAAACUAAGAUGGGUCUUGUUUAAAAUGUCUCUUCAGCUUUGGCAAACUUCAAAUGUCAAAAAACUAGUUAAAGCAUUACUGUGUCUUAUAAUCUGCAUUCCACAAAAGUUCUGUCAGUCAGGUAAACCACUUGCACUGAGCCGUUUGGGACCUAUACUGUAACAUUUUUCUUUGAGGAACAAUAUCCUAUUUUGUAAAACAUUUCCCUAUGUGUGACUUUAAACUGUAAAGUUAAACAUUGGUUUUGUGGUUUCAGUGAGCAUAAUAAAUAUAAAUUAUAAACUAGA
This is a messenger RNA of Nycticebus coucang (slow loris), 9069 nucleotides long. It is a transcript of the gene ADAMTS5, whose product is annotated as ADAM metallopeptidase with thrombospondin type 1 motif 5. Gene Ontology annotation, molecular function: zinc ion binding; metalloendopeptidase activity. The record is from RefSeq and is a predicted model, not a curated record. Bases 83 to 2875 code for a protein of 930 amino acids. The transcript has 8 exons. Lineage: Eukaryota; Metazoa; Chordata; Mammalia; Primates; Lorisidae. Gene Ontology annotation, biological process: proteolysis; extracellular matrix organization.